This is a messenger RNA of Temnothorax curvispinosus, 2224 nucleotides long. RefSeq names its product glutathione S-transferase C-terminal domain-containing protein homolog (gene Gstcd). The record is from RefSeq and is a predicted model, not a curated record. The coding region runs from base 27 to 1736 and encodes 569 amino acids. The transcript has a single exon. Lineage: Eukaryota; Metazoa; Arthropoda; Insecta; Hymenoptera; Formicidae.
UAAGAAAGGCACAGAGAGACAGAGAAAUGAAUGAAGUGUAUUUAGCGAUAUAUUCUACGGCGGACUUGUGCCUCGCUCCGAUAGAAACGGUGGUAACUCUUUUUACCAUAAAGUAUUGCGAGUCUUCAAUUAGCAUCAAGCUAAUACCGAGUAAGCAGGAUUUAACUGAACAAGCGUACACGAUAGAUCUCACGAAUUUUGUCUACGAAAUUGUCAAUGUAAGCGAGGUACCUUGUUACGCGAGCUCGUGCGAAUUACCGAAUGUCGCUGUAAAUGAAGAUAGCUGCAUGGCUGGUUUGUGUACGGUAUUACGACAGAUUGUGAAAAGCGCAAGUCCGGAGUAUUCAACGCAUGAUUGUAAUAAGUUGUUAGGUUUCAAGGGCUCCUGCUUGAUGGCUUGCUCCGAGGCAAGCGUGUGGACUAAAUUCUGCGAGAUCGAUUUAAUUUUAACGCUCAAGUCUUUAGAUACAAAGGAUUUAGAAAAAUCCGAACUGCCCGUUAGCUUAGCCAGAUUCGAAUGCCACAUGUCGCAGCCGGUUAGAUUGCACAAUUUGUAUAAGUAUAAAAUGUGCAAAAAGUUUGCUGCGCUCGAUAUAACUAGGCAGGAUAAGACCGGUCUGCCGGAACACACGUAUGCGGAAGGUGCGUGUAUUACGUUAUCCGACAUAAUUAUAUUUGUAUGCAUGCACAUUCUACUGAAUACAUUUUCGAGCCAGAUGAUAUCGAAACUGGUACCCUUAACAGCCAAAUGGUACGACAGAAUGUUGGAAGAUCACUUCAUAAUAAAAUGCCUAAGUUGUCUACCUCUAUCAAAGAGCCAUAAUUCAGAUGCACUCCAUUAUACACUUCCAGUUGUAGUAAACGAAAGCUUGUACAAGAGCGAUCCUAAACGCUACAAACCAAAAAACCGCAUCUACACGAGACAAGAUGAUAUAGAACAUUCGUUGCAGUUGGUCGAAGGCAUGAAGAUUUCAAUGCAGCUUGACGUUAAGCCAUUUGGCGUGGAAGUAAACCUCGACUGGUCCGACGUUCCUUUUGAUGCCACCCCAGAAGGCGGUUCGUUGCCACUUUCGAGGCUGCGGCGAAAGCAGGAGCAACUGCAGAAUUUAUGUAAACCCGUCCUGAAAUUGGCGAAGGCGGGAGAUACUAUUGUAGAUUUCUGUUCGGGUAGCGGCCAUUUGGGAAUAUUGAUAGCAUACUUGCUGCCACGUUGCACGGUUAUUCUGCUGGAAAACAAAGAGGAGUCUUUGAACAGAGCCAAGAAGAGGGUCCAAAGGCUGAGCUUGACGAACGUAAAGUUUUGCCAGUGUAACUUGGAUUAUUUCAAGGGAGAUUUCGACAUCGGCACGUCGUUACACGCUUGCGGUUUGGCGACGGACCUGGUUAUUCAAUGUUGCAUACGGAAGAACGCGAUUUUCGUGUGUUGCCCUUGCUGUUACGGCUCGUUGCAGGACUGCCAUCAGCUAACGUAUCCGCGAAGCGAGGUUUUCAAGGAGUGCGUUAACAAUAAAGAAUACUCAUACCUGAGUCAUGCAGCGGAUCAAACGCAUGACGAACUGAAUGUUAAGACUAAGCAAGGCUAUAGAUGUAUGACAGUUAUAGACACGGACAGAAAACUGUUCGCCGAACAAUUUGGGUAUGAAGUUCAUCUCGGUAAAUUAAUUCCAGAAACGUGCACACUUAAGAAUCACUUGUUAGUUGGCAUACCAAAAGGUAAGCUAACAUAUGGCAAUUGAUGUGAUAAUUGGUCCGCUGAAUGACUUUUGUAAAUAAAUGGCAUUUAUAUUGAGAACAUUAAUUAAUUAUGUCAGUAAUUAUAUAUUGAUAGCAGCAUGCAAAACAUUUUUUAUUAUAAUAGGAAGACUAUUAUGUAUAAAACGUAUUUAUUUUAUGUAUUGUAUCUUUAAAAGGGUGCGUUGGGUGAGUGCUAUUAGCGCUAUUUACUUCAUUCUACAUAAAUUUCAUACUACAAACGCUAUUUUACCCGUAGUGGUGUAAUGCUAAACAAUGUUAUCGUUUCUAAGCUCUGUAAACGCUGGUGAGCGUUGUCUCGAUUUAUGAACAUUGUAUAUGUUUUUAUUAUACGUGAUUUUAUAUUUAUCAUGAACUUAUAUGGACAUUAUGGACUGUGUUGAAAUAUAUCUUCAGGAUGCCGGAUCUCAAGAGCAGUUUAAAAUUAAACUUUCUCAGACUAAUUAAAUAAAAUUAUUGUUAUUAUUAUUUA